This is a messenger RNA of Arabis nemorensis, 207 nucleotides long. The record is from the annotation of a GenBank genome assembly. Lineage: Eukaryota; Viridiplantae; Streptophyta; Magnoliopsida; Brassicales; Brassicaceae.
AUGAUGCCGGUGUUGACGGUGCGUGAGCUAAGUGGACUUUAUUGUGAGGACGAGACUGUGGAGGUGGACCAAGUAUACCGUUGGUCAGAGAUGGAGGAUUCGGACGCAAAGGGUACACGGGUGCCAUCGGAAAUUGUGGAGGUGGAGGGUAAGGGGAAUAGCCAUAAGGCAUCAGCCAUUGUGGAGCUCCAUACGGCCAGCGACUAG